AUGCACGAAGUAGAAGAAACAGUGCAGAUGCGGCAGCACGGAUGCAGAGGUGCAAUCGAGAAAGCAGAUGCAAAAAAAACUGUUAAAACAAAGCGAGAAUAUGAAAGCCACCGGGAUGGUCCUGCCAGGGAUGAAUGCGAUACGGAUAAGAUAAGGCCCAAUCUGCCUCCGCCGUUCGUUCUCUCCACGAUCCAUCUUGUCACUUCCGCGGCCCGAGCUCGCGACAGUGGCAGUAUGGCCAGUGGCAAAGGAGCGAUGUGA
Molecule: messenger RNA, 261 nt
Organism: Sparassis crispa
Lineage: Eukaryota; Fungi; Basidiomycota; Agaricomycetes; Polyporales; Sparassidaceae
Exons: 3
Coding region: 1-261 (86 amino acids)
Source: RefSeq, a predicted model, not a curated record